AUGUCAAGAAAUUAUUCAAUAUUUAUUGUAUUAUGGAUUUUAGUCCAAUUAUUAGUUAAAGUCGAUUGCCAAACAGAAACUUUUAUACCAAUACAACGAAUUCUUCAUACUGCUACAUUUAUUGAUAAAUUAUACAUUUUAGGUGGUUAUAACGUAACUCAAUCUGAUGAUGGUGGUGAAAUUAUUGGAAAACAAUUUUUUGUGAAUGACACUUCAGUUACAUUUGAGUUUCCUCAAUGGAAAGAUUUGACAAACAUUAAUAUAAUCCCGGCACACGCUGGCGCUGCGUCAGUUAAAGGCGUAGAUAAUAAAACAUUGAUUUUAUAUGGAGGGAGAACUUUCGAAAAAAAUGAGAAUAUGAAUUCAGUUUAUAUGUUUGAUACAUUAAAUAAUACAUGGAGUACAUACGAAGAAACUUAUCCUCAUAAGAGAAGUUUAUCAGCUUUAAUUGAUUCUAAUGGAAAAAUGUAUUUAUUUGGUGGACGGGAGAAUAAUGGUGAAAUUGUAAACAAAAUGCUUAUUUUGGAUACCGUUAAUUUGUCUUGGAGUGAAGGAAGUUCACUAAAUGCACCUUGUGCAAGAAUUAAUUAUGGUGCAAUUAUUUUACCUAAUCAAA
Molecule: messenger RNA, 616 nt
Organism: Funneliformis caledonium
Lineage: Eukaryota; Fungi; Glomeromycota; Glomeromycetes; Glomerales; Glomeraceae
Source: the annotation of a GenBank genome assembly